UUUGUUUGGGUUUUAGGAGUAUUCCUUAUUUAAUAUCGAAAGCGCCGACAUAAUCAAAGAAUACUAAGCAUCGAGUAAUUAUAAACGCUUACAUUGUAGUUGGUUCCGAUCUAUCGAUUCCUCUCAUUUGGGCGUUUGAAAUUAGACACCGUUGGCUUUGAGGCCCCUCUUUCCAUGCGGAGGGAUACGUUGUUGCUACCAACAAUGUGGAUGGAGGUGGUUAAGAUGUCUACUAGAAGAAUGAAAUCGCUACAAUUGUAACAACAAAAAGGAAGUCGUGAGUCUGGCAACUGGAGACUGUUUAUAGUCGAACAGGUUACACUGUUUUAGCACGCGGAUUGCUUAUCGAAGGAAGGUCGUGGAGCAAUAGAAGACUUCUUGCAGCGCUUCCCAAUGUUUUUCGGACGCAGAGGUUGAAAUUCUCCCCAAGUUUUAUGUGUUUUUCCUGCGAGAUUCAGCCUUUCUUUUUCUCUGUUGGAUGUCAGACGAUUGAAAAAGAAAGGGUUUUGUAAGCACAGAGGGGCAUGAACGAGCAGCAGCAGAGAAUGGCUGCAGUGGAAACAGACAAGGAACUCAGCGACCUCCUGGAUUUCAGUGCGAUGUUCGCACCUCCAGUAGCCAACGGAAAGAACAGACCAAUCACACUUGCAAGCAGCCAGUUCAGCGGCUCAGGUAUAGACGAGCGCAACAGUUCUGGUUCCUGGGGCCCUGGAGAACAGAGUCCUUCCUUCAACCAGGGCCGGGACUAUGGCGAUGGCUCCCACUACAGUGAGCAUGACGGGCUCUCCUCCCCCUUCCUCAGCUCAGGGAUUGCCGGAAAGAAUGAAAGGGUACCAUACAGCUCCUUUGGGGGACAGCCGGGGUUCCUCCCCAGUGACAUAGCCAUGCCCAGCCCAGAUGCCAUGUCCCCCUCUGGCCUGAAGUCCGGCUCGCAGUUCUACCAGAACUACCCCAACAACCUCCGCAGACGGCCCUCCGACAGCAACCUGGACACCCAGCCCAAGAAGAUGCGGAAACCCCCAGGCCUACCUUCCUCGGUGUACGCCUCCACAUCAGGAGAGGAGUACAGCCGAGAUGGAGCAGUGUACCCCGGUUCCUUCUACAUGCAAGAGGGCCUCCACCCUUCACCCGACCUGUGGGCUUCCUCGGGAGGGCUGGGCCAGCCCGGCUACUCGGCCAUGCUGGGGGGCAACUCAGCCCACAUUGGACAGUCAGGCUCGUUCACCGCCAUCAACCCCCAGGACAGAAUGAAGCGCCAGCCGCUCCCGCUGUCUCCGCAGAACUACCCUCUCCACGGCACUGACGUCAACGGCAGCAUGCCCUCAAGCUUCCACUCCAGCUCCGCCGCCGGCUUCAGCCACUCGGCCUCCAACAACGGCCCCGACAGCAUCAUGGCCAAUCGAACCGCACCGACAAACAGCUCAGGGGAUGAGAUCGGGAAAGCUCUUGCCUCGAUUUACCCGUCAGACCACAACAGCAACAACUUCCCUUCAACGCCUUCCACCCCUGUAGGCUCUCCACAAGGCAUCGCAGGUGCGUCCCAGUGGCCAAGACCCAGUGGCCAGACUGCCCUGUCACCAAACUAUGAAGGAGGAGGAGGAGGACUUCAUGCCUUGCAGAACAAAAUGGAGGACCGCCUGGACGAGGCCAUCCACGUGCUGCGCAGCCACGCUGUGGGCCAGGGCCCGGGGGGUGCAGGGGGUCACGCGGACAUGCACAGCGCCCUCAGCGCUCUGCACAACGGGGCCCUCGGCGCCCUCGCACAGACCUUCUCUAACGCCGCGCUGGGGCUCGCUAACCGCCACGCUGCCAUGGCUGGAGGACACCAUGAGGAGCCCAGCGGCCUGCCUCCCAGCAGCUCCUUGCUGCACGGCCACCACCCCCCGGGAACUACGCAGCCCGCAGGACCACCAGAGGGCUUCACCAGUCUACCAGCGGGUAUAGGGCGCUCCUCAACCUCCUCCAACAGCUCCGACAUCAAGAGGGAGGACAAGGAGGAUGAUGAGAACUCCUCCAUAGCCGACAAGUCUGAGGACGAGAAGAAGGAGAGCAAAGCAACUCGUAAUAGAAUAAGUGAUGUGCUUUUCAGAAAGGAGGCGUUUACCCUCCAGAUGCUGUCAAGUAUUUCAGAUCUGGGAGAUGAGGAUCCUAAAGAUGACGACGAGGACGACCCGGACCUGCCGCCGGAGGUGAAGCUGGAGCGGGAGAAGGAGCGGCGGGUGGCCAACAACGCCCGCGAGCGGCUGCGCGUGCGCGACAUCAACGAGGCCUUCAAGGAGCUGGGCCGCAUGUGCCAGCUACAUUUAAACAACGAUAAACCUCAAACCAAACUGCUCAUACUCCACCAGGCCGUCAAUGUCAUCCUCAACUUGGAGCAGCAAGUUAGGGGUAAGACAAAGCGCAACCUGAACCCCAAAGCCGCGUGCCUGAAGCGUCGGGAGGAGGAGAAGGUAUCUGGGGUGGUGGGCGAGACGCCCAUGCAGCUCUCAGGGGCACACCCCGGGCUGGGCGGCGACGGACAUAACCCUGUAGGCCACAUGUAGAACUCAGAUCUGAUGGAAUUUCCAUGGCUCUCAGAAGAUGUGGCCUUUCUCUAUUCUUCCAUCAGUCCCACCAUUACGUGUGUGUGGGUGUGGGUGUUUGUGUGGAUGCAUGUGUGUAGAGAUAUUGGGGGGGUGAAUGUGCGUUGCCCUCGCAAUGUACCAGUUGCACGUUCACACAUACACACGCACACGCGCGCACACACACACUGACACAUUUUGUCUGCACACUCCUAAAACUGCCAAAACUGACACAGCCUAUUUGCCACACUCGUGACCAUCAGUACCAGCGCAAAUGUGAAGAACAUUUCUCUUGUUAUACUCAUUUCGUUUCUUUAUUUUGUAUGCUCAAGUUGUUCGGCUUACAUAUUAGGAUGGAGCACUGGAGUACUUGUCCUUUUUCUGCAAAGGACAAUAUUUUCACUGCCGAAAGGUACUCUGAAUGAGAGGACACCUAACAAACGAGACAAAAAAGUCAAAAAUGUAAUCAAGGAUUUGUGCCUACUUGUUAUGUUUUAUAUAUUAUGAGACAUUGAAGCAAAUUGCUUUCAUGCGUGGAACAAAUUUUGUUUAGCGAUUGCUCGUGUGAUGAGCAAGUUUAUGUAGUGCGUCAUUCCCAACCUGAAGGUACAGUCUUACACACACACACACACACACAUACACACACACAUGCACACACACCUCUAGAGGCCAAAAGCAUGUGACACGAGAGGGGACCUCAGCUGUGUGUUGGGCUGCGACAUACUCCAAGCUAUCAUAGGUGGCUUAGUUAGGGUCAAGCGAAAGGCUAGCCAGCACAGGGAUGAGGAUAACAGAUCUCAUGGCUUGUUCUCAAUCUGUCUACAGCACACAUUUGGAAGAUUGUGGUUUCCAACAAAAAUAUACUACUUAUCAGAAUACAAAACAGUCUGACUGAUUUCGGUGAUUUUUUUUUCGAACAAGCUUCGCCCAACUUCCCCUCCACAAAUCAGCACAGACACACGGAGAGUAGACUGAGAUGGCCGUGUUGAGUUGUCACUGCAUCAGUACUGUACGAUUCUGUCAGCCCAUCAUGCUUGUACACCCGCCCUCUCCCUCGACUUAAUCGAUGCUCGGUAGAUGACUGCACAGGACUCUGUGCUUGGCAUCGGGUCAAGUGAAGUCAGUCAUAUUGGGCUUGUUUGUUGUUUGUCUGCCUUCUCGUAGACUGCCAUCUGUAGGUGAAUUUGCCUUUUUUUGGCCGUCUUGCCCUUCCACUCUCAUCCUCCUCUCUCUUCAUCUUCAUCAACUCUCUCUCUCUCUCCCCCCGUCUCUCUCCCUCUCCUGUUUUACUCUGUUUUGUAUGAGUUGAGAUUUCCUGCCUGAUGGGGUUGGUUUGUGUAGAUGUUUGGCUAGCGAUUGAUGUCAGGUCCAAACGCUGUACCUGAUUGAUCAACAUUGCUCUUUGUGUACCUGAUUCAAUAGUCUCCUUAUUUUUGUCACUAGUUUUUCCCCCCCGGAUUUUUUUUACAGGAAGUAGGGACAGGUGCAGGACAUUUUCACUGUUUCCCUUGCUCUUGUGUACUUGCAAACUCCUGAAUGAAUUGGAAAGUUUUUUUUUAAACAAAGGAAUAUGUUCCAUUGCCAAUGCAUUGCUUUCCCCCUGGGAUUAGUUAACUCAAGUCCACAUAAUACAUACUGAAACCUAUGGAUGUUGGCUUAACAUCCAGUAAGCAAAAUUGAAUAUAUAGGCCUAUAUGAAAUGUAUAAGAAAAGUAUAUUUUUGUUAGAUUAUACAUUGUAGAUUUUUACAAAUAUGACAAUAUUACUUUGAAUGAAGAAUAUAUCAUUAAGGCAAGGAAGAAGAGUGUAUCACAAAGAAAAGUAAAUGACAUACCCGAAAGGCUGCGAAUCAAAUCAAGUCAGUCAGUCAGUCACUUGGUCAUCUUUUCUUGACGAGGGAGAAAGGGAGAGACGUAGUAGUUAAAGCAAGCACACUGGCUCAACCACAGUAACAGGGUUGUUCCCAUUUCAAAGGAAAUGGCCAAAACUGUCCAAGGGAGCCUCGCAAAGAACUAAAACGGCAACAUUUUGUCGACUUACGAGUCGCGUGUCAGAUUCUCUUUGAUUAAGGGAAAUGCUGAGACAAAAAGCAGUGCCACAGUCUGAAACUCUAUCCAUCGGAGAUCAAAGUGUUCUUAUGUAAGGGUGGUGUAGCUACACAAAGGCAAUGCUUGCCCUGUGGACUUAGCCUUGCUCAUACAAUUAUGCAACUGGUUUUGUGAAUGUACCAUUUAAAUAUAGAUUGCCCUUGUUUGCUUCAGUUUUCUUUUUUUAUUUUAAUUUAUUUUGUAGGUUGUUGUAGUUUUGUCUGCAGCAUUCCCGAGGAGAUAACAAAACCGAAGUGCAACUUCGGUAGAUUAGGUGGUACAACAGUGUUAUCUGUGGCAGUUGUUAUGCUCCCUACAUAAUAUACGACAGACUUCUGCUUCAGUCUGUGUUGCAAACAGAACAUAUCACAUCACCAUUGUGGUUUUCUUCUUUUGUUGUUGUUCUUUGAGGUGGGAAGGGAGGGGGAAGAGGGAAAUCUUUCAAUAUUAAAGAGUGGCCUUUUCAUUCUCUAGACCAAACUGGUCGUAUUUGCAGAGUGAAGACUUAUCAGUGCCUGAACUUAAAAACAAUUUUUCAUUUGUAAAACAUGUCCUCCCUCUUUUUGUAACAGCAGAACAUUGUAUGUGGUGCUGAGAAGAGAGGUACAUCCCAUCUAUUUGUUUCCCCCUCAUUUUUUCUCGCUUUUGGGGGAAAAUAUGAAAUGGAAUGAUUUUCAGUGUAUCUAUGAAAACAUUUAACAUGUGUAAAUGUCUUUUUAGUUUGGUAUGAUCUUUUACCUAUGUCAAUACUGUGGGGAAUUUUUUUGUCAAGUUCAGUUUCCUUUUUUUCUUUUUAUUUUCUAAAAACCCACUUAUUUCUUUAUCCCCAUUUUGCUUUCUUCGUUUUUCUACUUUUGUCAUUUCUAUGCCUCUUGCUACCGCUGGGCUUCAGAACUCAGUCGUCUCAGUGUUUAGCUCUGUGUUCUGUGAAGCACCUCAACAUUAAACUUUGAUGGUAGAAGGGGCAUCUUUCUUUCUUUUUUUAAAUCAUCUGAACUGGAGCUCACUUAUACUGUCAGCAAAAAUUCCUCCUUUUGACUCCAUAGAAUAGGCUUCUGAAUUUGCAAUGUUUUUUGUUUUUUGCUUUCCUUGUUUGAAAUAUCCUUUCUGAUGUCUGCUUUUACACUGUCCAACAUUUUCAGCAUCUAAGUCUGAGCUCUGAGUGGCGAUAAUAGUAUCCCGAUUGUAUGCGGCAAUGUUUUCUUUUGCAUCUUACUCAAAAAGAUUCAUUCUUUUUCUAAGUUGAUACAUGCUUAGGGUGAUUUGCAGAUUAUUUGCCCCGAUAAAUGGACUGAAUCAUAUUCACGUUGAGUUGAAUGAUUUACAUGCACGACGUGUAAGUAUGCCAAGUCUCUGGGCUGAAGUGAGAGCGUGUGAUCUCACGGUCUCCAUCGCAGUACAGAUGUCACUGUCACAACAAGGCAUCUUACACCUGCAGUACGGACAUGAACAAUACUGCUGUCGGGUCUUCAGAGUGCCUCCAGUUUAGGUCUUUUUUUUUUGUUAUCGUUUUGUUUUAUAUAUAAAUAUAUAUAUAAAGUAGGUAUUGAGAACUGUCGUGUAUAUAACAGUAAUGUAGCAAUAAAUGUGCCAUUUUUAAUGACAGAAAUAUACCUUUUUUUCAAUGUCCGGCUUUGAAUCUUGUAUACUUCAAAAAAGAAUAAAAUCAAUUGAAACAUUGUAAUAAAAGGUU
Messenger RNA from Engraulis encrasicolus (European anchovy), 6341 nucleotides. RefSeq names its product transcription factor 3b (gene tcf3b). Gene Ontology annotation, biological process: regulation of transcription by RNA polymerase II. The record is from RefSeq and is a predicted model, not a curated record. The coding region runs from base 525 to 2543 and encodes 672 amino acids. The transcript is spliced from 21 exons. Gene Ontology annotation, molecular function: RNA polymerase II cis-regulatory region sequence-specific DNA binding; protein dimerization activity; DNA-binding transcription factor activity, RNA polymerase II-specific. Lineage: Eukaryota; Metazoa; Chordata; Actinopteri; Clupeiformes; Engraulidae. Gene Ontology annotation, cellular component: transcription regulator complex; chromatin.